AAAGUCGACUCAAUGGAUAGAGAUGGCCGAACGCCAUUAUCAUAUGCUGUUUGGGAUGGUAAUGUGGCCGUCGUCAAGCUGCUUCUUAAGGCGGGGGCGCGGGUAGAUCUAAAGGAUCAGAUUGGAGGCACGCCGUUAACUUAUGCUGUUGCUUACGGACGGGAGGAGGUAAUUAAGCUACUGCUUAAGAGAGACCACCGGGUCGAUUUAGAGCAAAAUCUUAGCAAGACGCUCCUGCUCUCCGCUGCGAGGAAGGGUCACGAGGCAGUUGUUCGGUUACUGCUUGAGACAGGAGAGGUCGACGCCGACUUGAAGAAUUACGACGACCAACGGACGCCGCUCUCGCAUGCGUCAGAGAACGGGAACGAAGCUGUAGUUAAGCUGCUGCUCGAGACAGGC
This is a messenger RNA of Mytilinidion resinicola, 399 nucleotides long. Its product is annotated as ankyrin. The annotation marks the transcript as partial. The record is from RefSeq and is a predicted model, not a curated record. Gene Ontology annotation, molecular function: protein binding. The transcript has a single exon. NCBI's taxonomy places the organism in Eukaryota, Fungi, Ascomycota, Dothideomycetes, Mytilinidiales, Mytilinidiaceae.